UAUAUAUAUACUAGCUCUUCUUACUGCCUAUAGGGGUAAAUUGAACUCUUGUUGUUUCAAUCAUUGCAUAUUCUUUACACUUUACGAUCCUUAGUUAUCGCACAACUAGAUUCUUCUUAUCUUAGGUUGCAAAGAAAAUUGAGAAACGAUAUUACCGAAACUACCGGCAAGAAAAUUAGAUAGAAAUUAUACACAUAAAAUGCUUGUCAAAUUCACAAACGCCUUACUUUGUGACAAUGCACAACUUAUCCCAGGUGAUCUUUGGGUUGACUUGAAAUCUGGUAAGAUUGUUUCCCCAAACCCAAGUGCUUCUCACGAAACAAUCGAUCUUCAUGGUGCCGUCCUUUCUCCUGGUUUCUUGGAUGUUCAAGUGAAUGGUCUUUAUGGACUUAACUUUUCUGACCUUAAGCUGACUCAUCCGAAGGCUGUCAAGGAAUUCAAGUCUCACUAUGAUGAUGCUAUGACAAAAUACUUAACUACUGGUGUUACUUCUAUUUGUCCUACUGUUACUUCCAAUUUCCCUGAAGUUUACGAAAGUGUUUUACCAGUCCUUAAGCCUAGCAGAUCUACUCAUCAAACUGAUUCAUUGGGAGCUCAUUUAGAAGGGCCAUUCAUUAACUUGAAGAAGAAAGGUUGUCAUCCAGUGGAAACAUUUGUUGAUGCCCAUGAAGGUCCACAAAAGAUGCUUGAAGUUUAUGGUGGAGAAGAUAACCUUUUGGACAAUGUUUGCAUAGUUACCGCAGCUCCAGAAAUCCCAGGUGUCUUAGAGGCAAUUCCUGAACUUAAAAAGAGAAAUAUUACCUAUUCUAUUGGUCAUACCACUGCUGAAUACAAAACUGGUCUCAAGGCUAUUGAUCAAGGUUGUACCAUGAUCACUCAUUUAUACAACGCCAUGCCACAACCACAUCAUAGAGAUGCUGGUGUUGUUGGUCUCAUUACAUCUCCAGCGGCUGGCCCUGAGAAAACCCCAUACUUUGGUCUUAUUGCUGAUGGUGUGCAUGUGGAUCCAUCCAUGGUUACAAUUGCAUACAAGGCUGCACCAGAAAAGUGUAUGUUAGUUACAGAUGCUAUGCACUUGAUUGGAUUACCAGAUGGUACUUACAAGUGGGAUGCUCAAGAAAUUGUGAAAACUGGUCCAUCCUUGAAAUUGAAAGGAACUGAUACACUUGCUGGUGCUGCCACCACCUUAGAUGCAUGUGUAAGAAACUUGGUCCAUUGGGCACAAGUCCCAUUGGAGGUUGCUCUUGCAUCUGUCACCAACAUUCCAGCAAAGGCUAUCAAUGUUCAAGAUCAAAAGGGGUUCUUGAACGUUGGCUGUGAUGCUGAUUUAGUUGUAUUGGAUUUGUUUGGUCACAUCAAACAAGUUUACAAGUUGGGGGUUAGAGUAACUGAAAAAGAACAAGUUCGUGCUCAAUUGUAAUUGCAUUAUCAUACAUAUCUACAUAGGAAUAUAAUACCAUCAUAAAGAAGUAAACAUUGUAAAACUCUUUCAAUAGACCAU
Molecule: messenger RNA, 1501 nt
Organism: [Candida] anglica
Lineage: Eukaryota; Fungi; Ascomycota; Pichiomycetes; Serinales; Debaryomycetaceae
Source: the annotation of a GenBank genome assembly